AUGGUGGCCAUGUCGACAGUAGGUGCCGUCAGCCUGCUGCUCUUCCCACCGCUGGUCUCCAUCUGGCCACAGGCUGCCAUCCUGCUCCGCUGCCUGCUUGGCCUGGUCCAGGGCCCUCACUACCCGAGCCUGGGCAGCCUGAGCAGUCAGCUGGUGCCGGCGCCGCGUCGUCCGCUGUUCUUCAGCACGGCCUUGCUGGGCUCGCCGCUCGGCACCAUCCUGGUCGGUCUGGUGGGCUCCGUUCUGCUGGAGGGGCUCGGCUGGCGGGCCGUCGUCACGCUCACUGGCCUGCUGUACGCCAGUUCGGCGCUCUGGCUGUACGUGCUGACGCGGGGCCAGGGCGUCCCGGCCAGAGCGGCCGCCGGCGCGUCCGCGGCUGUGCCCUGGCGUGGCCUGCUCUCCAGCGGGCGGGUCUGGGCUUGUAUUCUGGCGCACAUGUCGCACACCACCGCCCGGUUCCUGCUCAUCUCCUGGCUGCCGGCGUGUAUCCUGGCGCACAUGUCGCACACCACCGCCUGGUUCCUGCUCAUCUCCUGGCUGCCGUCGUACUUUCAACGCGUCCACCCGCAGGCGGAGCCUUCCGAGCGCGGCUGGGUGUCCUGA
Molecule: messenger RNA, 603 nt
Organism: Pollicipes pollicipes
Lineage: Eukaryota; Metazoa; Arthropoda; Thecostraca; Pollicipedomorpha; Pollicipedidae
Product: solute carrier family 17 member 9
Exons: 6
Coding region: 1-603 (200 amino acids)
Biological process (GO): ATP transport; transmembrane transport
Molecular function (GO): transmembrane transporter activity
Source: RefSeq, a predicted model, not a curated record